AUGAAAUUGAAACAAACUUCAUCAUCAAAAACAUCAACCACAGUCAAACUAGUUCCAUCCACAGCAAUAAACCCUUUCGGCACAAUGUACUUCGGCACAAUGUACUUCAGCAACUCCUUCUCAACCCUAACUUUCACCCAUAACGUGACCCUGCACGAAAUGUCCGCCCAUUCGAGUAACCGGAGUCACCGCCCUGUCGAGAUUCACUUGCAAUCCUGCUUCCAAUUCGGAGAGAGAAGUUUUCGCAGCGUCUCCGGGGCUAAACCAACGGUGAAAUCGGAAGUUUCUGUGUCGAAUUCUGUCACGGUGAGACAUGUGCCUUUGACGGCGAUGCUGUCGCCGAGAUUGACGCCGUCGAGGACUGUCGUUGCGUUGACCUUUAAGUCGAAACCGCCGUCAGGGGAUGCUCCGAUUUGCUUGACGGUGCCUAUUUCUUCGACGAGGCCGGUGAAGAGGCAUUGGACUGAGGCAGCGUUGGUGCGGAGGUUAAUUGGUUUGCGUGUGGAGUGA
Lathyrus sativus (Indian pea) is the source of this 510-nucleotide messenger RNA. NCBI's taxonomy places the organism in Eukaryota, Viridiplantae, Streptophyta, Magnoliopsida, Fabales, Fabaceae. The record is from the annotation of a GenBank genome assembly.